AUGGCGCAGUGGUCGAUCAACAUCGCUGUGGUCGCUGAGCCGUAUUUUGUCUGGCCUAGGGAGGACUGGGUGGCGGACCUUAACGGCUCAGUGGCCAUCAUUUCUUCAGCCGCCGCCGGUACCCCGACCCUUGAAGGUGUCAGGAGGGGUCAGGGGUGCGUAGCAGCACGGUUCGGGGAGUUCGUCGUUGUGGGGGUGUACUUCUCCCCGAACCGAUCUCUCGCCGAGUUUCACAACUCUCUUGCAGAGCUGAGAGCAGUCGUCGUCGGAAGUAAUCCCCUCCCCGUACUUGUCCUCGGGGACUUCAAUGCCAAGAACUUGGCUUGGGGUUCUCGUCGUACAGAUGUGCGGGGUAGGAUGGUGGAAGACUGGGCUCUGGAGACAGGCCUGGUCGUCCUAAAUCGGGGUUCUGUCCCCACGUGUGUGCGGAUGCGGGGCGAGUCGGUGGUGGACAUUUCGUUCGCUAGCCCCGCUCUGUCGCCGCGUGCCAUUGACUGGCGUGUCAUGGAGGGGGUGGAGACCUACUCCGACCACCGGUACAUCCGGUUUGACGUCUCCAGCCAGCCCUCGAGCGCGCCAGUCCAACAGGCCCCGAGUGGUCCGCGGUGGGCGCUGAAGCAGCUGGACCGGGAGCUCCUCCUGGAAGCCUCGAUCGUGCAGGCCUGGGUGUCAUCACCGGACAGGCCUGCCGACGUCAAUGAUGAGGCAGGGUGGUUCCAGGAGGCCAUGUCCGAGAUAUGUGACGUGGCAAUGCCCCGCGUCCGGCCAGGAAGCGCCCGGCGUCAGGUGUAUUGGUGGUCGCGUGAGCUGACGUUUCUGCGCGAGGCGUGUGUCGCCGCGCGGCACCUGUACGCCAGGCAUCGCAGGCUCCGCAAUCGUCCACCGAAUGCGGCAGCCAUUGAGGCGGAGCUGUACGAGGGAUACAGAGCGGCAAAGACCGCCCUCCGGGAGGCUGUCCUGCGGGCCCGGGAUCGGGCCCGUGAGGAGAUGCUGGAGACUCUCGAUAGAGAUCCGUGGGGGCGCCCUUACAAGAUCGUGCGGGAUAAACUCCGCACCUGGGCCCCCCCGCUGACGCAGAGUCUCCGGCCUCAGCUCGUGGAGGAUGUGGUGAGCGCUCUGUUCCCUGCGCGCGGGGAACAUCCGCCCCCGCCUAUGGCUCCGCCACCUGCGGUGCCGGAAGCGGACCACCAGGACGACGACGACGACAUCCCGGAAGGGACCGGGGUAGACCUGAGAGUGGCGGUACGUAGGCUCAAGGCCAGGAAUACCGCCCCAGGACCCGAUGGCUUGCCUGGCAAAGCCUGGGUCCUGGCCUCGGAGGCUCUCGGGCCCCGACUGGAGGGGCUCCUAAGCGCAUGCUUGGAGAGAGGCCAAUUCCCGCUUCGUUGGAAGACGGGGAAGCUGGUCCUCAUUCGGAAGCCGGGGCGCCCUGCGGACUCUCCGUCCGCAUACCGGCCCGUGGUGCUGCUCGACGAGGUGGGCAAGCUCUUUGAAAGAGUAAUUGCAAACCGCCUCGCCGAGCACCUUGCGGGGACGGGGCCGGAUCUUGCGGAACACCAGUUUGGUUUCCGCAAGAGGCGCUCUACGGUGGACGCCAUCAUGCGCGUGAGAGCCCUCACGACGGGGGAUGCAGUGGCCAGGGGGGGGGGUUGUCUUGGCGGUGUCUCUCGACAUCGCCAACGCCUUCAACUCCAUGCCCUGGAGCUGCAUUAG
This is a messenger RNA of Parnassius mnemosyne (clouded apollo), 1713 nucleotides long. Lineage: Eukaryota; Metazoa; Arthropoda; Insecta; Lepidoptera; Papilionidae. The record is from the annotation of a GenBank genome assembly.